Ciona intestinalis (vase tunicate) is the source of this 1553-nucleotide messenger RNA. RefSeq lists its product as uncharacterized. The record is from RefSeq and is a predicted model, not a curated record. NCBI's taxonomy places the organism in Eukaryota, Metazoa, Chordata, Ascidiacea, Phlebobranchia, Cionidae.
UUUCACAAUUGAAUAUCACUUCCCUUCAGAGAAUUAUGUUAAUAUACAGGUAUCCAAACUAUGUUCACUCUUCAAGUCGUCAUUACCUGUGUUGUUUUGCUUGGAUCCUACACUGCACAACUUUAUUGCAACGACUUUGUAAUGAAGCACGUAAAGAAAUUAAUGUUUUUACAAUUUUGAUGAAAGAAAAACAAAGAGUGACAUCAAAACCCUCAGGUUUCUGUCACCAAGAUUUUGAAAGCUUGAAUGUUGCUGAUCAAUUUCAAUAUGUUUCUUGGCUGCUGGGAAGGAUUGAAGCAAUUUCAAAUAAUCUGAGAUCUCUGAGAAUUAACAAUGCAAGGAGUGAGGCAAAUAUGUUGCAAAGAUCGUCAAAAGCUUCAACAAAUAUUAAAAACAUAAAUCAUGUUUCUGAUGAUGUUCUUAUGGUUAAAUAUCCUUCUAUUUGUCAGCUGGUGGAAAAUCAUUUGGAGCAAAAAAUUCAGCUCCUGCACGCUUAUGUUAAAUGGAAGACCGUGGAAUCUUUAUUUUGGCAAUGGAUGGAGCAAUGUCUGGAUGAAGGGAUAAAGUUGCGUGAUGAUGAAAUGGUUUUUCCUCAAGCUCCAAACAAAUCUGUUAAAUCAAAUUUAAUGAUAUAUAAUAAAAACAUAAGUGAUGUAAAAAUGAAAAUGCUUGAAAAGAAAAAGGAGUGCACAGUAAUGGAAAGCAAGAUCCCAGCCAGGCAUACCCAAGCAGGUAUUGAGCACAAGUUCGAGAUUGAUCAGAACUUGGACAACGUUUUUAAUCGAAUUAGCUUAAAACAUGAGCCUAGUUUAGUACCUCAAUCAGCAUUGUCUCGGAAAGUUGCGAGAGAAGAUUCAAUGAAAUUAUCAACGAAAACAAAAGAGAUUUGUGAAAAUCUUAGGAAAAAGUCAUCUGAGGUACUCAACAUUAAACAAGAGAUUGAUGAUCGCUUGUCACACGUUGCUGAUCAAGUGAUGGGUGGAAAAGUCAUGUUUAUUAAGCAUCACCACUUCUAAGUUUUGUUAACACAAUUGCGUUUGUUUAUUUCGUGCAAUUGUAUGAAGUGUAUAGCAAUUCUUGGUUGUAUUUUCGUAAACUUAUAUCGAGUAGGGUGGGGUAAGAUAGGACACAUUUUUGUUCUUCGUCCCAUUUGGUGGUAAACAAAGAACAUUAAAGAAAUAUAAAACCGCAUUAUCAUGACUUUCAUAGACCAUUGUUAAUAGUUUAAAACACGAUCAGAAUAUUUGCUUAUUAUGUGCUAAAGAUGUUCCGUCUUCCCCCAGAUUACUAUGUUGUUUUUUUUGUUAACCAAACUGCGAGCCACCGUCCAAAGAUAUGAAAUGUGAAUUGAUGUAUUCGAUUGUGGUUGACUGCGAGAUUCCACUUUACUUUAUAUUCAAAAUAAUAGUAUUUUACACGAAGACAAAUAGGCGCAUAUCGCGUUGCUGUUCGCAUUAUUAUCUCAAACGGUGGAAUGUGUUUUUCGGUAACAGUGAAUGUAUUCGUUUAAAUAGCUUUAUGAUUACAACACACUUGUAUGUGCAAAAACAAAA